UCCGAAAGAGUGCGGACGCAGUGCAUCAUGAAGACGUUGGCGGAAAGCAGGCGGCGCCACAGUGGCUCCUCGGCGCGCAAACAGGAUUCCGAAUCGGAUGACGAUGAGAAUUCCAUCUGCAGCAGGGCGGCCAUUAAGAGGAGUGUGGUUUACUACCUGAAGAACAGCACUCUCCAUGGACUAAAGUACUUUGCCGAGGAGAAAAUUACCCUUCCGGAACGAAUAUUUUUCGGCCUCGCCUUCGUGCUGGUGGUGAUCCUUUCCGGUUUCUUUAUAUCCAACGUGUACAUGAAGUGGAGUGCCUCGCCCAUAAUCAUUUCGACCAGUGCCAAGCAAAAGUUGACCAGCAACAUGCCCUUUCCGGCGAUCACGAUAUGCAAUCUCAACCAGGCGCUGCUCAGUAAGGUGGAUCGCAUUGGCCGUUCCAGCUCGAAUUUCUCGCUGCUGAUGGGUCUGUGCGACCAGGGCGGGGACACGACCAUCUCGUACAUCGGUACCUGGAAGUACUUCAAGGCUAUCCUGGUGGACGUGGCCCAGCCGUGCGAGAAAAUGCUCCUGUACUGCAGCUUUGGAUCGCGGGAGGAGGACUGCUCCUGGCUCUUCACCUCCAUACUGACGGACGAUGGGCUGUGCUGCAAUUUCAAUGCACUGCAUCCGUCGUAUCUUAUUCGGAAUUAUAGUGACGAUGUGCGGUUGGAGACGACGCAUCCAAAUACCCGCUAUGAGCCCAUCGACUGGACACCAGAGAAGGGUUAUGCUCGCAACCUACCGGAGUUCUACUUUCCGCGCACCUCGGGUGGCACGGGAAUCCGCAUGGGUCUCACCGUUGUGCUGAACGCCUCCAUAGCGGAGUACUACUGCACCAAGUCCAUGAGUGUGGGUUUCAAGGUCCUCGUUCACAAUCCCGCCGAACUGCCGAAAGUGAGCAACUAUGGCUUCGUUGUGACCGCGGGACGCGAGGCACGAAUACCCAUCGAACCAGUCUAUGAGGAUGCCCUGCCCUCGAUCCGGUCCAUCAAGAAAUCGGUGCGCCGCUGCCUCUUCUCCGAUGAGAAUGAUUUGGCCUACUACCGCACAUAUUCGCGCAAGAACUGCGAGCUGGAAUGCGAGGCGAAGUUGUUGCUCCGCGAGUGCAGUUGUGUGCAGUACUACCUGCCCCGGAUCGAUCCGAUGGCCAGGGUGUGUGGCCCCAACGAUAAUCAGUGCACGGAUCGGGUGCAAACCGAGAUUGAGUCCUCCCUGACGAAUCUAUCCUGCGAGAGCUGCUGGCCGGGAUGCUUUGAGCUCACCUACAAGGCCACACUUUCGACGGCCUCGAUCGUUUCGGACCCACGAUUUCAGGCCGGCGAGAAUCUGCCCGACUAUAUCUUUCACGGACCAUAUAGCAACGCCAGCGAGAUAUCCAUCCUGCACUUCUACUACAUGACCAACAUUUUUCGCAGCACCACCAAGUCCGAGAUGUUUGGCUUCACCGAAUUCUUGUCCAAUACGGGCGGUCUCUUGGGACUUUUCAUGGGCUUCAGCAUUUUCUCGGUGAUCGAGAUCUUCUUCUACAUCACUGUCCGGCCAUACUGCGCCUCCCGCACCCUCCGGCAGCGCCACAAACGCCGCCUGGAGCAGCUGCGCUGGCUGACUCCGGUCCGGAUGCCCGUCCGUAGAGCUCUGCGCCGCAACCGAGGGGCUCUGCUCCGGAAUGCCCCGCCGCCGGCCUACAAUGACCUGCAGCAGAGCCGCGGGAAGCUGGACAAGCCGGAGCCGUGCAAGAGGAAACUUUGGCGGACGCUGCAGGUGCGGCCAGUGGAUCGGGUGGACGAGGAACUCCCCACCUAUUCCUACUUGGACUAAGUUUAUGGGUUGAAGCUGUAUACACAGGAAAAAAAGCACGCUUUCACUGCAUCGAAAACCGAAAAAUUAAC
Messenger RNA from Drosophila teissieri, 1916 nucleotides. RefSeq names its product pickpocket protein 28 (gene ppk28). The transcript is spliced from 4 exons. Gene Ontology annotation, molecular function: ligand-gated sodium channel activity. Gene Ontology annotation, cellular component: membrane. Gene Ontology annotation, biological process: sodium ion transmembrane transport. The record is from RefSeq and is a predicted model, not a curated record. Bases 28 to 1845 code for a protein of 605 amino acids. Lineage: Eukaryota; Metazoa; Arthropoda; Insecta; Diptera; Drosophilidae.